GUAAGAGAAAGUAAAAGUGUAGUGCAGUUGGCAACAUUGAGUGUGUCAGCCUUGUUUAUGCACUCUUUUGAGGUUAUUUUGAAAAAUACUGCAAAAAUAAAAGAAACACUGAUCAAAUGGUUUCUCUUUGUUAAUAAACUGUUAGUGAUUAACAUACUCGCUACAAUGCACAAAUUGAAAUCCUCACAGCGAGAGAAAGUAAAAAAGUUCAUCUCGUUUACGCAAACGGGCGAAAAUACUGCGAUCUAUUGCCUUACACAGAAUGACUGGAAAUUGGACCUGGCCAGUGACAACUACUUCCAAAAUCCAGAUGCCUACUACAAAGAACCACGCAGCGUCGACAAAAAGAAGCUGGACUCGCUCUAUUCACGCUACAAAGAUCCGAACGAGCCAGACAAAAUCACGGUUGAUGGUAUCAUGAAGUUCUUAGAUGAUUUGAGUCUGCCACCUGAAAGCAAACUCGUAUUGAUAAUUGCGUGGAAAUUCAAAGCAGCAACACAAUGUGAAUUCACCAGAGAUGAAUUCGUAACUGGGAUGACGGAACUGGGGUGUGAUAAUAUUGAUAAAUUAAAAGCAAGGCUGCCCACAUUGGAGAAUGAGUUGCGGGAUAGCUACAAAUUCAAAGAUUUCUAUCAUUUCACAUUCAACUAUGCCAAAAAUCCUGGACAGAAGGGCCUUGACUUGGAAAUGGCCAUUGCCUACUGGAACAUUGUGCUGAAAGGAAAAUUCAAGUUUCUGGAUUUGUGGUGUACUUUUCUACAGGAAAAUCACAAGAGAUCAAUUCCAAAGGACACAUGGAAUUUACUGUUAGAUUUUGCUCAACAAAUCGCGGACGACAUGAGUAAUUACGACGAGGAAGGUGCGUGGCCAGUACUCAUUGAUGAUUUUGUGGAAUGGGCCUCAACGAGGGCGAAGGAGAAUCAACCUCAUUCUACCAGUCAUUUGGACUAACACUUGUUUUUUUUUUUUGACUGGUCAAAUGACAUGCAAUCUGGGUAUCGCGUACAAAACCAUUCGCACCACUGGUUGGUUGAGUGAUUGAUUGAAUUCUUUAAUAUUUUCAUUGAUUUAUUGACAUUUUCUCUCGUUGGUCGUGAAGUUUUCGGUUGGUGUCAUUUGAUAUAACUCUCUUUAUUAUAUUUAUUAUAGAUAAUUCAUAAUUUUAUGAUGUAAAUAGUUAAUUUGAAACAUACUAAAUGAAUAACAAAAAUAUUGAGAAACUUGUAUAUUUGCAGUUAUACGUUAUAUUUCUAAAAAUAAGAAUUGAAUUUUUAA
Aethina tumida (small hive beetle) is the source of this 1275-nucleotide messenger RNA. It is a transcript of the gene SCCRO, whose product is annotated as DCN1-like protein 2. The transcript has 3 exons. Gene Ontology annotation, biological process: positive regulation of ubiquitin-protein transferase activity; protein neddylation. NCBI's taxonomy places the organism in Eukaryota, Metazoa, Arthropoda, Insecta, Coleoptera, Nitidulidae. Gene Ontology annotation, molecular function: ubiquitin conjugating enzyme binding; cullin family protein binding; ubiquitin-like protein binding. The record is from RefSeq and is a predicted model, not a curated record. Gene Ontology annotation, cellular component: ubiquitin ligase complex. Bases 58 to 951 code for a protein of 297 amino acids.